CGUCGAUCUGUAAAGUUGGUCUAAAGAGUAUACAAAAAAAUACAGCAACAAUAGAAAAAAGGCUGAAAAAAUGGAAGUGAAGAAUAAAUACAUAGUGAUAAAGCAUCACUUUGAAGAUGCACCCAAAGAAGCCAACUUUGAGCUUAAAACUGGGACAAUAGCUCUGUCCGUUGCACCAGGUUCUGAUGAUAUCAUAGUCAAGAAUCUCUACAUUUCUAUCGACCCGUACCAGAUUAACCGCAUGAAACUUUCUAGUUCUUCCCAGGGUACUUCAAGCUUUGCAGCACCCAUAAAUCCAGGCGAGGCCAUUGAUGGUGCUGUUAUUGGAAAAGUUGUGGCUUCUGGGAAUGCUAAGUUUCAGAAAGAUGAUUUGGUGCUUGGAGUAUUCACAUGGGCACAGUACAGUUUGGUGAAAGAAGGGAGUAUCUUGAGAAAAUUAGAGUCCUCUGAAUUUCCACUAUCAUACUAUCUUGGAGUUCUGGGAUUCAACGGACUGUCAGCUUAUGCUGGGUUUUUUGAAUUGUGUAAACCCCUAAAGGGUGAAAAGGUUUUUGUCUCUGCAGCUGGUGGAGCAGUUGGAAAUUUAGUAGGCCAAUAUGCAAAGCUUUUAGGUUGCUAUGUUGUUGGUUGUGCAGGUACCCAGAAAAAGGUGGAAUUGCUUAAAUAAGAGCUAGGUUUUGACGAAGCAUUCAACUACAAAGAAGAAAAAGAUCUAAACUAUGCUCUUAAAAGGUAUUUUCCUGAUGGAAUUGACGUAUAUUUUGACAAUGUUGGGGGUGAGACGCUGGAAGCAGCUGUGGCUAAUAUGAGGAUAUUUGGAAGAGUGGCUGUUUGUGGGGUGAUAUCUGAGUAUAGUAGUGCUGGAAGAAAAGCUUCACCAAACAUGUUGGACAUUGUGUACAAGAGAAUCAGCAUCAGAGGAUUUUUGGCUGCUGAUUUUCUGAAUGUUUUUGAAGAUUUUUUUUCAAAAACUUUGGAUUACCUUCGUACAGGAGAGUUAAAGACAAUUGAAGACAUUUCAUCAGGCGUGGAGAGCAUCCCUUCUGCUUUUGUUGGACUCUUCAAAGGGGAUAACAUUGGAAAGAAAGUUAUAAGUUUAGCAGAAGACUGAUACAGGAAUGAAGUUGAGGUUGAGCAAGAGAUUAGAGAAAAUGCUACUCAUUAAUCACCAGUACGAUGAAUUUGAUAUUUAAGAAUAAGAUUGUUGUCGGAAAAAGGUUUUGAAUUUUA
This is a messenger RNA of Vigna umbellata (rice bean), 1230 nucleotides long. RefSeq names its product 2-alkenal reductase (NADP(+)-dependent)-like. Lineage: Eukaryota; Viridiplantae; Streptophyta; Magnoliopsida; Fabales; Fabaceae. Gene Ontology annotation, molecular function: oxidoreductase activity, acting on the CH-CH group of donors, NAD or NADP as acceptor. The record is from RefSeq and is a predicted model, not a curated record.